Molecule: messenger RNA, 1185 nt
Organism: Tremella mesenterica DSM 1558
Lineage: Eukaryota; Fungi; Basidiomycota; Tremellomycetes; Tremellales; Tremellaceae
Exons: 7
Coding region: 1-1185 (394 amino acids)
Source: RefSeq, a predicted model, not a curated record
AUGUUUUCUCUGAAGUUGAUCGUUUCGUUAGCCUGUCUGGCUUUGGUCAAGGGGAAAACGACAGGAACCAAAUUUUGUUCAGAUUCAAUGUGUAUAACUGGAACGAGAGAUUCUUCUUCAAAAUUAGACACUUAUACGUUGGCUCCUCCCGAUGGACAGAGUUUGGCACAAGGUAACUUUGGGUGGAUGGCAAUCGGUUUCGGUACCGAAAUGUCAAACUCUCCCAUGGUCAUCCUAUGGCCUAACUCGGACGGGUCUGUCACUUUGAGUCAACGAAGUGCUCCUGGUCAUGCUCAACCUAAACUCGUCUCCUCCCCUCCCUCCGUAGCUUCCCUAUCCGCAUCUUCAUACUCCAACACCUCCAACACUCAAUUGACAUUCUCAAUCCCAUCCACUUCCACAACAUCCCAGCCCCUCAUUUACGCAUACUCAGCCACCAACCCUUCCUCCUCUUCACCAGACGCGAUCAUAAAAAUUCACACUUCGUUCGGUACCACCACUCUUGAUCUUUCCGCCGCUUUAUCUUCUGGUCAAGUAUCAACUUCCACAGGAGGAGGUUCGAGUCCAUCCAAAGCCCUCAUAGCUCAUGUGGUAUUGGGAGUAUUGAGCACAGCUUUCUUCAUACCCAUCGGAGCUCUUGUUCCGAGGAUAGCGAGAGGUUUGACGGGAAAAAGAUGGUGGUUCGCAACUCAUCAGGCUGUUCAGGGUGUGAUAGGUUUGGGUAUGGUAGUGGCUGCUUUUGUGAUAGCGGUUUGGAAUUUUGAUGGUGGGAUAAAUUCUAGUCAUCGACUAUUCGGAGCACUCAUGUUCAUCUUCAUGCUUGUCCAAUCCUCUCUCGGAAUGUUCGUACACUACAUCAAGAUCGCCCGUCAUCGAUUCACCGCUGAAUCCGGUCGAGGUCCAUCAAAUUUCAUCCAUAUGAUCUUUGGAGCUGUCACAGUGUGUGUAGGCUUCUGGACGACCUGGGAAGGAAUGAACAGCGAAUGGCCAGAUGCUGUAGGGACCAAAGCUCCCAUAGGGCUCAAAGUCGGAUAUUGGUUCUGGGUCUCUAUACUCGCCCUCUCUUACCUUCUAGGCCUUGCCUUCCUUCUUCCUAGACAACUUCGGAUGGAACGUGAGCGUCGGGAAGGCAACAUCCGCAUGGAGUCUUUCAAAGCCAAGUUAGCUUCCAUUGGUGGGGCAUGA